This is a messenger RNA of Macroventuria anomochaeta, 1703 nucleotides long. Its product is annotated as PLC-like phosphodiesterase. The transcript has a single exon. The record is from RefSeq and is a predicted model, not a curated record. Gene Ontology annotation, biological process: lipid metabolic process. Bases 309 to 1565 code for a protein of 418 amino acids. Lineage: Eukaryota; Fungi; Ascomycota; Dothideomycetes; Pleosporales; Didymellaceae. Gene Ontology annotation, molecular function: glycerophosphodiester phosphodiesterase activity.
GCGCUUUAGCCGUCUUCGCAUAGCUCCCCACAUUGUCACUCGACUCCUCCAGUUUUCCGUCAGCCUCUUUCCAACACCAAGAUAUUCCACCAGGGUAGCUUCCCCACGUGCAGAAGAUAUAGUGAUAAACUGGAUGGAGCUGCUAGAAGACGUUCCGUGUGGCUACGCUAUGCCACGGAGCACCGGACUAAACUUGGAAGCUGAGAUGUGGACAUGGUACAGAUAAGAAGGGCCGGUCGCCAGGUGAAUGACCUGCAGGGACGAUCUUUCGCUCAAGCGCCAAGCUUUCAGACUUCAAGGCCUUCACAAUGCGCUCUUUUGUAGCUUCUUCGCUCGUCCUGGGCCUGGCUUCUGCCGCCGUCUUGCCUCGCUCCAGCCACCACUACCCUGAGAAGCAUGGCAGCAAGCACAACCACACAAAGCUCAAUGUCCAAGUUGGCGACCGACCAUACUUCUUGGUCGACGACAUGGAUGAGGGUUCGCUGAAGAAGAAGCUCGAGAGCUGUUCAGAAGGACCCUUCAAGUCCUCCGACUUCGUCUUCGCGCACCGCGGCGCCUCCCUCCAAUACCCCGAGCACACCUACGCCGCAUAUAGCGCCGCCCGUCGUCAAGGUGCCGGCGUCAUCGAAUGCGAUGUCGCCUUCACAGAAGACAAGCAGCUCGUGUGCCGCCACGCCCAAUGCGACCUGCACACUACCACCAACAUCCUCAACACCACGCUCGCAUCCAAAUGCACCACUCCAUUCACGCCAGCCAACGGCACCACCCCCGCGUCAGCCAAAUGCUGCACCUCCGACCUCACGCUCGCUGAGUUCCAGACGCUUUGUGGUAAGCAAGACGGCUUCAAUCCCAACGGCACGACAGUCAAGCAGUACAUGGACGGAACGCCAUACUUCCGUACCGACCUGUACUCCUCGGGUUGCCCUAAACUCAUGACGCUGGACGAGUACAUUGACACCGUGGAUUCCUGGGACUUGAAAUUUACCGCCGAGCUGAAGACGCCCGAGGUCGCCAUGCCGUUUAACGGAUACACACAAGAACAGUACGCGCAGGACAUGGUCGAUACGUUCAGGAACAAGGGUAUCGCGCCUGAGCGCGUCUGGCUGCAGUCUUUCCUCCCGGAUGACAUCUUCUACUGGAUCGACAACGAGCCCGAGUUCGGCGUGCAGGCUGUCUAUCUUGACGAGCGCGUCGACACACCCGCUGGUUACUUGAACGCAACCGCCAGUCUCCCUGCGCUGGCGGAGCGUGGAGUCAAGAUCAUGGCGCCGGCGAUGUUUGCGCUGACGAAAGUUGAUAAUGCGACAGGUCAGAUUGUGCCUUCUGAGUACGCUAUCGCUGCUAAGGAAAACAACCUGGAGAUCGUGGCGUGGAGUUUCGAGCGCUCGGGGUGGCUGCAGAUUGGUGGUGGGGGGUAUUACUAUGAUUAUGUGAAGAGCGUGAUGAAUAAUGAUGGGGAUAUGUAUACGGUCUUGGAUGUGCUGGCGAGGCAGGUUGGGAUCAAGGCGAUGUUUAGCGAUUGGCCUGCUACUGUUACGUACUACGCCAAUUGUUUUGGCUUGUAGACAGGGCAAUGGCAAGCUAGUAUAGAGACAGGUAGCACGUAACGAGCAACCAUCACGACAUCAGACUUCGACAGCCCUCUGCAUUCCUCGCCGAACGCUCUUAUUCUUACCAAGGACCUAGGGUUGUUCCUCCCCCUC